AUGAUAAGGGAGAAAGCGCGUGAUACAAACGCGUGCUGAUUUCCCUCGGAAUUCAAACCUCACUCACAAGACUCUCUUAUCUCUGAAAUCCCUAAAACCCCUUUCCAGUUUCCUCCUUCCAUACGAUCGAUGUGGAAUAAUCGACGGCCGCCGGAAGAAGGAUCCGAUAGCGACAAGGAAAACUCCGAUCAAGAGAAAAACAUAGCAAAGGCAGCUGGUUUUGUGGUCGUCUCGGGAAUCGCGAUGAGCAUUCUCAAAGCCCUCAAUCCAUUCAACAACCAAAACUUCAAUUGUAAAACCAGUGAAGUUAAGGCAACAGUUUUCGAGUCAGCUCCAUCUCAAACUCAGCUUCAACAAUGCCAGCCAGAGCCUAAGCCCAUAGUCAAGAAACCCAAUUGUUGUGCGGAGCAAAGUGCAAAGGAAGAAUCACCAAAUGUGAUAGAGAUUGAGCGGGGAGAUACACUUUGGGGGUUUUCUAGAAAAUAUGGGGUAUCAAUUGAGGAAAUUAAGGAGGCUAACGGGCUUGAAGGGGACACCAUCUAUGCUGGAAAGAAACUUGUAAUACCUUAAUGAGCUCCUUCUCAUUGCUUCUUGUUGUUGUAUCAGUGCUUAUCAUGCGAGGUUGUUCUCUUCGUUUGUUAAACUAUUAGUUAAACUGUUUAGGCCAGAAACUGUUAUAGUUUGGUUUUUGAAACCAUGGGUAUGGCUGCCACUAGAGAUAGAGAUAUGAGAUUGGUUUGGCAAUGUAAAAUGAGGAAAAUUUUAGCUGCUUAUGAAGAACUUGUAUCUUGACUUGCAACAUUUUAUCAUGUAGAAGGAAUCGCAAUCUACAAAUUCUCUUU
This is a messenger RNA of Solanum dulcamara, 842 nucleotides long. RefSeq lists its product as uncharacterized. Lineage: Eukaryota; Viridiplantae; Streptophyta; Magnoliopsida; Solanales; Solanaceae. The record is from RefSeq and is a predicted model, not a curated record. The transcript has 3 exons. The coding region runs from base 130 to 570 and encodes 146 amino acids.